This is a messenger RNA of Plutella xylostella (diamondback moth), 2357 nucleotides long. NCBI's taxonomy places the organism in Eukaryota, Metazoa, Arthropoda, Insecta, Lepidoptera, Plutellidae. The record is from RefSeq and is a predicted model, not a curated record.
CUCACACAUUCAUACAUGAGACCACCGCAAACAGUUUACUUGGUUCAUUACAGUAUGGAAUACAUUAUUGAAAUGUAAAUGUUCAAAUAAAAAAAACAAAUGAAGCCAGCUCACAACUACAACAAAUAAGAUAACAUAUUGGCACUUCUAAUAAUGGAGAAAACCGUGCAUGCCCCUGAGGGGAUGGUGGUGACGCCCCACCACCUGGCUACUCAGUCUGCCAUAUCCGUGCUGAGAGAUGGCGGCACCGCGGUGGAGGCGGCAGUGGCAGCCGCCGCGACCAUCGCUGUGGUGUCUCCUCACACCAACGGCAUCGGCGGCGACGGGUUCUGGCUGAUCAUCCCCCCGGCCGGCGACCCCGUGGCCAUCGAGGCCUGCGGAGUGGCCGGCAGCCUGGCCACCGCCGAGCUGUACACAGGCAGCAGCAUCCCAUACCAGGGGCCCACCGCCGCCUGCACGGUCGCAGGCACUGUCGGCGGCUGGCACGAAGCUUUGAACUACAUCACAGAGUGUGGGUACCAGAGGAAAUCACUCAAACGCCUUCUAUCUGACGCUAUCAAAUAUGCUGACAGUGGCUUUCCCUUGUCAACAGUCACCGUUACCCAAAUUCAAAGCAUGAUCGCCAAAAAGGUAUUGCCAAAAGAUAUUGCCCGGCUCUUUUUAAAAGAUGGUAAGGUGCCAAAAGUAGGCGAAAGAUUUUGUCAACCGGAGUUAGCCGUAACUUUGAAAUAUUUGGCCGAGAAUGGCUUAAAUAGCUUUUAUAAUGGAGAGUUGGCAAAAGCUUUAGCGGUCGAUUUUGGUUAUUUGGGAAUACCGAUUACUGAAAGCGAUUUGAAUAAUUUUCGGCCAAUAAGGAAGAAACCGAUAAAACUAACGCACAGUAAAGGUGACGUGUUUAACCUUCCACCACCUACGCAGGGUCUGGUAUCAUUAUCUAUUCUCGGGAUAUUGGAUAAAUUGAAUAUUGACCACAAAAACGAUGCAAAGUUUAUACAUGCAACGGUCGAAGCUACGAAACAGGCAUUUAAAAUGCGCGACCAAUUUAUAACGGAUCCUAAAUUCAUAAAAAUCAACCCGGAAGUUAUAUUACGCGCUGAAAAUUUGGUGAAUAUGUCUACAAAGAUAACUGAACGCGCUUCACACGACGGGAAGGGCAAAGGACCCGGUGACACGGUGUGGAUCGGAGUGAUGGACAACAAAGGGUUUUCUGUUUCAUUUAUUCAAAGCCUUUACCAUGAGUUUGGCAGUGGUGUGGUCCUGCCUUCGACAGGCAUCAUUUGGCACAACCGUGGGGUGGCGUUCAGUUUGGACAAGAACAGCAUUUUGGCGUUGGAACCUGGCAAGAAGCCCUUCCACACGCUGAACCCGGCGGGCGCGCGCCUCGUGGACGGCCGCGUCAUGGUGUACGGGACGAGGGGCGGAGACGGGCAGCCGCAAACUCAAGCGGCGAUAUUCCACAGAUACGUCAUUCAAGGAGUCCCCUUGCAGAAGUCCGUGAGCAUGCCCCGGUGGUGCUUCGGGCGCACCCUCGGCGAUCACACGGACCAGCUCAGGGUAGAAGGCAGGUUCAGCGAGGAGACCGUCGCGGCACUCAGGAAGUGGGGCCAUAAGGUGCAUGUGGUAGAGGAGUUCAGUGAUAUAAUGGGACAUGCUGGGGCUUUAGUUAGACAUGCUGAUGGUAUUUUAGAGGGAGCUUUUGACCCACGCAGCGAUGGUAGCGUAGUUGGGUUUUAAUGAGCUUGAUUUGAUUAUCUUUUCGGUAAGACUUAUCGCUCAGAACUAUUAAUCUAGAAGAAUCUGUAAUCUUUAUUUAGAUAAUAACAAUACGAUGUUAUUAAGGGCAUAACAUAAAAUUUAACAAAGGAAACUCUAUUUAUAAUGAUUUACAAGAGGUAAGGUAAGUAUAAUGUUUGUAAAAAAUAUUUGAACGAACCGAAUUGGCUAGAAAAUAGCACCCCUAUCGUGAAGUGCGGUUAAAAUUAAGAGUGUAGGAACAGUUUUAAAUUAGACAAUCUUUCUGAUAUAUAUCCUGUGCGCGCGCCGGUCUGUGGCCAGCAAUAACUCACGUUUAUUGGUCAGAUAACGCGCGAACAAAGGACCCAUCGAACUAAAUCAAAAUUCGAACCAUUUGAAAUCAUUUUCCAAGAAAUUUUCACUUUAUUGAAGGUGAGUCCACGUUUUUUUGUAUGCAAUUUAAGACUUACGAUGCACAUUAUACAUACUGUAGCUUAUCAUAGUUGUACAGGGUAUUAGUUAAGUGGAAUAGAGAGCUAUAUAAACGAAUACUCAUAAUUAUUAAGCAAGAUGAUGUUGGUAAUAAAGUCUAUUUUACUAAAAUAAAUACUUACUUACCACAA